CGCCAUUCGGAUUCACCGGAAGUGAAGCAGUGUAACUGGAGGACAACGGCUCCGUGUUGGGGUUUUGUUUUUGUUUUUUAAACUCGAAUAAACAAUUUUAAAAGUCUUAAAAUGCGUGAAGACGAGUCUGAUUCUGACUCUGGCAGAUCAGAUGAAGGCGGUUCGUUUCGGAGGAGACUUGAAACUCUUUGUCAGGAGUUAAACAUAGACGAAGAGACGGUGCAGGAGGCGAUGGGCAACUUUACUGCAGUAUGGAACACAUACACACUGGAGGGGGAGGUUUUGCACUGGUUGGCCUGCUCUCUCUAUGCAGCUUGUAGAAAAACUUGGACUCCCACUAUAGGUAGUGGCAUGGUGGAAGGUAAUUGUGUCUCUCUCACAAGAAUACUACGUUCCUCCAAACUCAGCCUUAUCCAGUUCUUCAGCAAGAUGAAGAAAUGGGCAGAUAUGUCAAAUCUCUCACAGGACUUCCGAAAUCGUAUAAGGUGCCUCGAGAGGAAUUUUGAAGUGUCAACUGUGAUCUUUCGGAAAUUCGAGCCAAUAUUUUUGGACAUGUUCCAGAACCAUCAAGUUGACCCUCCUCGUCAGCCAAGAGGCAGGAAGCAUAGGCGUCUUCUCUGCCACACCAGUGAUGUUUUCAAGUUCUGUUGGACACUGUUUGUGUAUACCAAAGGCAAUUUCCAUAUGAUUGGAGAUGACCUAGUAAACUCCUAUCAUCUCCUUUUGUGCUGUCUGGACCUGGUCUAUGGUAAUGCGCUUCUCUGUAGCAACAAGAAGGACCUCAUCAAUCCAUAUUUUAAAGGCUUACCAACAGAUUGCAUGAGCUCAGAAGAGGCUCCCUGCAUGCUUGAGCAUUUGUGCGAACUACACGAUGGUCUAGUUGUUGAGGCGAAAGGGAUAAAAGAGCACUAUUUUAAACCUUACAUCAGAUGUCUAUUUGGGAAAAAGGUUCUUAAAGGAAAUAAGGACACGCUUACUGAGUUGCUGGACACACCAAACUUCCAAGAUAAUAACAAAGCCAUAAAUCGUGAAUAUGAAGAAUAUGUUCUGACGGUCGGUGAUUUUGAUGAGCGGGUGUUUUUGGGUGCUGAUGCCAAUGAGGAGAUUGGUACACCACAAAAAAUUACCCCAAAGCCACAAUCCAGUCAGCUGUCAGCUCGAAUGCAGGUAGAGAACAACCUUCAGCAGCACUUUGAGAAGACGCGUUUGCUGGCUCCUUCCACACCAUUAACGGGGCGUAGGUACCUGAAGGAAAAGGAGGUGCUCAUAACACCGGUCUCUUCAGCUACUCAAAGUGUGAGUCGUCUGCAGAGCAUGGUGUCUGGCCUCUGCAAUUCUCCUAGUGAUGCUCUGCUCCAGAUCUUCAAGUCUUGUUCUCGUGACCCAACUGAAGCCAUUUUAAAUCGGGUGAAGAAGCUAGGAGAGACUUUUAAACAGGCCUACACCAAACAAGCAGAUGAUCUUCAAGGAGCCCAUAUGGACUUUGCAGAAAACCGUCUGAAGAUAGCCGAAAUUCUGUAUUUUAAAAUUCUGGAGAAUGUUAUGGCUCAAGAGAUUAAGAGACUCCAGGGUAAAGAUAUGACUGUGCUAUUAGAACAAGAUGUGUUCCACUGUUCUCUUUUGGCCUGCUGUCUGGAGAUUGUACUGUUUUCGUACAGUUCUCAACGAACCUUCCCUUGGAUUUUAGAAACCUUCCAGAUUAGACCAUUCUACUUUUACAAGGUGAUAGAGGUGUUUAUCCGCUCUGAGGAGGGCCUUUCAAGAGACAUGGUGAAGCACUUGAACGUUAUCGAGGAGCAGGUGCUGGAAAGCAAGGCUUGGACCAAAGACUCUGUACUGUGGGAGGCAUUACAGAAUGCUAAUUUUAAAGUCCCUACUGUAGCAGAGGUAAAUUUUCCUAGUAGCCUUGAUUCAGGCCGCAACAGCAUUAGUGGUGGCCCCAUCCACCUUCCUCUGGUGGCUCUGUCGCCCAUCAUGCACCCACGUCUCAGAGAGGUCCGCACUGGCAUAGGCUCAAGUGCUCGCAAAGAUGCUCCUCCAUCUCCCAUCUCUCUCCAUGACCGCUUCAGUUCUCCAGCAGCAGGCAGUGCCAAAAGGCGUUUGUUUGGUGAUGAUGCACAGCCUCAGUCCCCAGUAAAGCGAACAUCCGUCACACCCCUGAAAUUCAUACCCAGCACCUCUACAGAAAACAACAACCAGAACUCAUCCACAGCAACUGUCAUCUCCAUGGCUACUACUAAUGGUCAGCAACUCAACAUCCCUUUUCCAGUGAAUGACAUGGGAAGUAUCACGGUUAUCCAGGUACAAGCAAACCAGCUAAACCCUCUGACUGCCCAGAUGCUGCUUACCUCCCCAAACAAAGCCCCAGAGGUUCAUACACAGCCAGCCAACAAACCACGCCGCACAGGAUCUCUUGCACUCUUUUUCCGCAAGGUGUAUCAUUUAGCAAGCGUGCGUCUCAGAGAUCUAUGUCUAAAGCUGGACAUAUCAGCAGAGUUAAGGAGCAAAAUCUGGACAUGCUUUGAGCAGUCCUUGGUCCACUGUACAGACAUGAUGAAGGAUAGACAUCUGGACCAGAUCAUGCUCUGCGCAGUCUACAUCAUAUCCAAGAUCUCAAAAGAGGAGCACUCUUUUCAAGACAUAAUGAAAUGUUAUCGGAGUCAGCCUCAAGCAAACAGCCAUAUAUACCGCAGUGUGCUGCUGAGAAAAAUAGCUCACGAUCAACAGACUGAUGAAAAAAUGGAGGUUGAUCCACCAACAGACCAAACCACCGUCAGGACAGAUCCUGGUGCCAAAGCAAAGGCUGAUAGGGAAUCAGACGAGGACAGGGGUGACCUCAUCCAAUUCUACAAUUCUGUUUAUGUUUUGAAAAUGAAAUCUUUUGCUCUCAAAUAUGCUCACCCAGCAGCUGACAGAGUGGAUGCAUCCCAGUUAUCUCCAUUCCCCUCACUGAGAGCUCAGCCUCUUUCCCCACGGCGAAUAUCUCAGAGACACUCUGUCUAUCUGUCUCCUCACAAAAAUGGUUCCUGCCUCAAACCCAGCUCUGCUUACACAUACAAGUUUACUGGCAGUCCAUCUAAGGAGCUGAGCGACAUCAACCAAAUGAUCCGUCAGGGAAGUGUGAGCAAGAAGAGAGCUUUUACCAUGGAGGGAGAUGAAACCGAGUCUCCCACCAAACGUUUGAGCCAAGAAAGUGAGGAUGUGCUGCUCAAACGUCUACAGGAUGUUGUGACUGAGAGAGCCAAUCACUGACUUUAACACACCUUUGAUGUGUGUGUUCCCUGUUGGUGGUGAAGUUGCAACUACUAAAAUUUGGACUAGUCACAGCACAGUGACGAUGCAGCAUGAUCAUAACAUUUGGUUACGGAAUUUUAUCUUGUGCGCUAUGGUAUUUGAAAUGUCACACUUACAAAGUUGAAUCUGUAUAUAUUAGGGUGUAUAAAUGGGGCUUUAUUGAUUAUUUUAUUGACCACAUCUUCACACAUUGUUCUUUGUGGUACAAACCCAUGUAUCACUGUAUUGUGUUGUGUAGUAUCUACACAUCAAGAAGUAUUAUUAUUUUUCUAAUCCAAGAUGUUAUUCCAUUUAAGUAGAGGAAUUUGUCUGAUGAACGUCUAUAAUAGUGUUGGUACAUAAUGUCAUACCAAUCUAAUCUUCUUACGCCUUAAAUGCUUUGGUUAAAACAAAGUGAGUGCUUACAUGGUCUUUAAUCAGUCUCUGUGAUUGCUCUUAUCUCUUAUGUUCAUUUCUUUUAUUGUUUUGUUGAGAUUUUCAUAAUACCAUUUAUUCAUUUGGAAUAUUCUCAGGAACAGCCUUUAAUCUUUGGACCUGAAUAAUUUUAGGGUGAGAAUAAAGCUUUAUACUUCUGAAAAUAUUGUUGGAAAAACAAAUAGGGAUUUGUGCAUGAUGUUUGCUUCAUCUUUCUAUUUGUUGUUUAGAAGAGUGAUUUUUGUAUUUCUUGUAAUCUCAACCAAUAAA
This is a messenger RNA of Tachysurus vachellii, 3978 nucleotides long. It is a transcript of the gene rbl1, whose product is annotated as retinoblastoma-like 1 (p107). The transcript is spliced from 22 exons. Bases 112 to 3252 code for a protein of 1046 amino acids. Gene Ontology annotation, cellular component: chromatin; transcription regulator complex; nucleus. Lineage: Eukaryota; Metazoa; Chordata; Actinopteri; Siluriformes; Bagridae. Gene Ontology annotation, biological process: cell differentiation; negative regulation of G1/S transition of mitotic cell cycle; regulation of transcription by RNA polymerase II. The record is from RefSeq and is a predicted model, not a curated record. Gene Ontology annotation, molecular function: RNA polymerase II transcription regulatory region sequence-specific DNA binding.